Mangifera indica (mango) is the source of this 1646-nucleotide messenger RNA. RefSeq lists its product as uncharacterized. Gene Ontology annotation, biological process: regulation of starch metabolic process; starch metabolic process. Gene Ontology annotation, cellular component: starch grain; chloroplast stroma. The transcript is spliced from 11 exons. NCBI's taxonomy places the organism in Eukaryota, Viridiplantae, Streptophyta, Magnoliopsida, Sapindales, Anacardiaceae. The record is from RefSeq and is a predicted model, not a curated record. Gene Ontology annotation, molecular function: starch binding. The coding region runs from base 262 to 1524 and encodes 420 amino acids.
GUCGCCACACAAACCGCUAACCGAUCUGAUCUCUCUCUCUCAAUUCAAAUUCAAAUUCAAACUCAAAACUCUUUCCAUUUCUUGUCUACUUUGAAGGAGCUUCAAAAGUCCCCUCUUCUUCAAAAUGUACCCAACACAAGGAUUCCCCGAGAUUCCCUCUUCUUUUCCCAUUGGCUCAUUUUUUUAUUUUUGUUUUUUUUUCUAUAAAUAAACAAUCUAUGAAUUCUGUUUCAUUAUAUUUUUAUGGCAUUUUCGUGAUCAAUGGCGGCGGCUACUUCUACUGCUCAGCUCGAUUUCAGACUGAGGGAUGUCUCUUGUUUGCUUAAUAACAGUGACAAUGGAGAAUUCAAAGAGUUGAGGAAGUGGAAGAGAGUUUGUUUUGUUAGAAACCCAGUGGCUCGGAUUAGUUGUUGUUGCUCUGAUUCGGUUGUCCCGAUUCGGAGAAUCAGCGGGUGUUCACGAAGGAGUGGGGAGAAGGCUUCUCAUAGAGUCCGAAUUCAAGCCUCCUCGUCAGCAUUGCCCUUUGCUUCUGCUCAAUCUCGUUUUGCUUCAAAAGUAGAAAAAUUUUCUCGUCCUUGUACCCCAAGGAAUUCGGGCCCACAGUCUCGUGACAGUCCGCCGAAAAGAGACACGGGUAUUGCAAAUGAGAAGGACUGGGGCAUCAAUUUGUUAAAUGAAAAUGUUAAUGAGUCUGGCACUAAUGAAGAUGGAAGUACUUGGUAUAGAGAAAGUGGGGAGGACCUGGGCGAGAAUGGAUACCGAUGUAGAUGGACAAGAAUGGGAGGUCAGUCCCAUGAUAGUUCCUCUGAAUGGAAGGAAAUGUGGUGGGAGAAAAGUGACUGGACGGGAUACAAAGAGCUAGGUGUGGAGAAAUCUGGAAGAAAUGCUGAAGGUGAUUCAUGGUGGGAAACAUGGCAAGAAGUGCUUCAUCAAGAUGAAUGGAGCAAUUUAGCAAGGAUAGAGAGAAGUGCUCAGAAACAGGCCAAAUCAGGCACUGAAAAUGCUGGAUGGUAUGAGAAAUGGUGGGAAAAGUAUGAUGCUAAAGGUUGGACUGAGAAAGGGGCACAUAAGUAUGGUAGACUGAAUGAACAGUCCUGGUGGGAGAAGUGGGGAGAGCAUUAUGAUGGAAGAGGAUCUGUUCUCAAAUGGACAGAUAAAUGGGCUGAAACUGAAUUGGGAACCAAAUGGGGAGAUAAGUGGGAAGAGAAGUUCUUUGCUGGCAUUGGUUCGCGUCAAGGGGAGACAUGGCAUGUAUCUCCGAGUGGUGAACGUUGGUCAAGAACAUGGGGAGAGGAACAUUUUGGAAACGGGAAAGUUCACAAAUAUGGCAGAAGCACCACAGGUGAAAGCUGGGAUAUCGUUGUGGAUGAGGAAACCUAUUAUGAGGCUGAACCUCACUACGGAUGGGCUGAUGUUGUUGGUGAUUCAAGCCAAUUGCUAUCAAUCACUCCCCGGGAGAGGCCACCUGGUGUCUACCCAAAUCUAGACUUUGGGCCGUCAACUUCUACAGAUGAUAAUAAUUAGUCUCAUUAUUUUGUUUUAUUUUUAGACGUUCAAAAACUAUUUAAAAGCAAUCAUAUGGGUGGAAAUACACUUGUGAAUUUCUGUUCAAUUCGUUUGUUUAAUAAUUAAUUCGUUCAUUUUAA